AUGAAAUUUUAUGUGUUCCUCGUUCUUUUCGAAUCGAUCGUUUGCGAUAAAUGUGGCGGAGAUUGGUGGUCAUACUUCAAAGAUACGAAUGCUUGCUAUAUGAUCGCCGGUCCAACCAAUUUCGAAAAAGGACAACAACUCUGUUCAACCGUUGACGCAAAAAUGGCGUCAAUCCACUCGGAGAAAGAGAACAAUUUUAUCGUUGAGAUGGCAAAGAUCAACCAAACUUUAAUCGGCGCUCUCCCCUUGGAUCGAAUCACCAUUCUCUUGGGAGGCAAAAGGAAAGACGGAAAAUUCCAAUGGCUUGACGGAACACCGUUUGAUUUUGAGCAUUGGGCCGCUGGAGAGCCGAACAAUUGGAAAGACUCAGGUGAUCGAAUGGAUGACGUAAAUGAGGAUUGCAUGGCAUUGUACACUGAAAAGACGAUUUACGGGGAAGGCGAUCAGGAAAUCCAUCUUCCCGAGCCAUAUUUGGGUCGAUGGAAUGACAAUCUCUGCGAUCAGCGCUAUCGUGGAGUUGUCUGCAAAAAGACUCUUGCU
This is a messenger RNA of Mesorhabditis belari, 540 nucleotides long. The record is from the annotation of a GenBank genome assembly. NCBI's taxonomy places the organism in Eukaryota, Metazoa, Nematoda, Chromadorea, Rhabditida, Rhabditidae.